UCUACAUUACAUGUAUAUAUCUUGAAACUUAUUGAUGUAGUGGUGUUAAUUAUUAUUAGUGGAAUUAAUAUGGCUCCAAGCAGACCACAAAAAGUAGUGCAAAUGGUGGAACCUGUAGAAGAUGAUGGUGGUGGUGAUGGUGUUGAUGAUUUGAAGAAGAAUGUUGUGAGAGCCUUGCCAUUUUUCAAAUUAUUGAGCUAUGCUGACGUAAUAGAUUGGAUUCUGAUGAGUUUGGGAAUGGUGGGUUCGAUUGUGCAUGGAAUGGCUCUUCCUGUUGGAUACCUCUUGUUAGGAAAAGCUCUUAAUGCUUUUGGGAACAAUAUUCAUGACCAAGAUGCCAUGGUUAAAGCUCUUAAACAGGUUGUUCCGUACGUGUGGUACAUGGCCAUCGCCACAUUCCCUGCUGGGAUACUUGAGAUUGGAUGUUGGAUGUAUACAAGCGAAAGGCAGUUAUCACGCCUAAGAAUAGCAUAUCUAAAAGCAGUGCUUAGUCAAGAGAUAGGAGCAUUUGAUACAGAGCUAACAAGUGGAAAAGUCAUUAGUGGAAUAAGCAAACACAUGAGUGUCAUACAAGAUGCCAUUGGUGAGAAGUUGGGUCACUUUACCUCAAGCUGUUCAACAUUCUUUUCCGGAAUUGUGAUUGCUGCCAUAUGCUGUUGGGAAGUGUCACUCUUGUGUUUAGUGGUUGUACCGCUUAUUCUUAUGAUUGGAGCAACUUACACCAAGAAAAUGAACACCAUUUCAACGACCAAAAUGUUUUUCCAUUCUGAAGCUACAGCUAUGAUAGAGCAGACAAUAUCACACAUAAAAACAGUAUAUGCUUUUGUGGGAGAGAGUUCUGCAAUGAAAUCCUUCAGAGAGAAUAUGGAGAAACAGUUCCAAAUAAGCAAAGGGGAGGCGCUUGUGAAGGGAGUUGGAACAGGGAUGUUUCAAACCGUAAGUUUCUGUUCCUGGGCUCUCAUUGUAUGGGUUGGAGCCGUUGUCGUGACAGCCGGUAGAGCGAAGGGAGGAAACAUUAUAGCUGCAGUGAUGAGCAUCCUCUUUGGUGCCAUAUCCAUCACUUACGCGGCACCAGACAUGCAAAUAUUCAACCAGGCAAAAGCAGCAGGAUAUGAAGUUUUCCAAGUGAUACAAAGAAAGCCUUUAAUAAGCAAUGAAGCACAAGGGAGGAAGGUUACCGAGAUCACAGGCGACAUUGAGCUGAGGGAUGUAUACUUUACCUACCCAUCUCGACCGGAGAAACCUAUCCUUCAAGGACUAUCCUUGUCAAUUCCAGCAGGAAGGACAGUAGCUCUAGUUGGUAGCAGUGGUUGUGGAAAAAGCACUGUUAUUUCCCUGGUUAACAGAUUCUAUGACCCUGCUAGAGGAGAAGUUUUUAUUGAUGGUCACAAUAUCAAGGAUCUUGAUCUGAAGUUCCUUCGGAGUAAUGUAGGGCUCGUUUCCCAAGAACCGUCACUGUUUGCAGGCACCAUCAAGGAUAACUUGAAAGUGGGGAAAAUGGAUGCAGAUGAUCAAGAGAUACAGAAGGCAGCUGAAAUGUCAAAUGCACACACUUUUGUAUCUCAGCUGCCGAAUCAGUACUUAACAGAGGUAGGACAAAGGGGAGUUCAAUUAUCAGGAGGCCAGAAACAGAGAAUUGCAAUAGCAAGAGCCAUUCUUAAGAAUCCUCCCAUCCUUUUGCUUGAUGAAGCAACUAGCGCCCUUGACACCGAGUCAGAAAAGCUGGUUCAAGAAGCACUUGAAACAGCCAUGCAGGGAAGGACUGUCAUCUUGAUUGCACACAGACUCUCAACAGUUGUAAACGCAGAUAUGAUUGCUGUAGUAGAGAACGGACAAGUUGUAGAAACAGGCACACACCAGAAUUUGCUCGACAAAAGCGAUUUCUAUAGGGCAUUAUAUAGCAUGCAGAACCUUGAAACAGCUCCUGAAUCCAGCACCACAAUUUCCAAAAGCAAGAGUACACACCAAGGAGAUUCUACUGAUGAAGCUAAAGUCUCAGAGAAGCAGAGAGAGACUCAAAUAAAUCCCAUGGAGGAUUCUGAGCUAAAGGGACAAGAGACAAGAAAAAGAAAUAUAUUUUUCAGAAUCUGGUUUGGUCUGAAACCGAGGGAGAUGGCAAAGAUUGCUUUUGGCUCAGCUGCAGCAGCUUUCUCUGGUGUGUCGAAGCCAGUUUUCGGGUACUGCAUCAUCACUAUUGGAGUUGCAUACUUCGAUCCUGAUGCAAAAAGGAAGGUUGGCUAUUAUUCAGCCUUCUUCUCUGCAAUAGGGCUGCUUUCAUUACUCAGUAACACAAUCCAGCAUUACUUCUAUGGAGUAGUUGGAGAAAAGGCCAUGGCGAAUUUCAGACAUGCUCUAUAUAAAGGUGUGCUCCGUAACGAAGUAGGCUGGUUUGAUAGAUCUGAUAACACGGUUGGUUCAUUAACUUCGCGAAUCAUCAGUGACACUGCCCUGGUCAAAAUCAUAAUUGCUGAUCGGAUGGCUGUGAUUGUGCAAUGCAUUUCCUCCAUAUUGAUAGCAACAGGUGUGAGCAUGUAUGUCGACUGGAGAAUGGCUUUGGUAGCUUGGGCUGUGAUGCCUUGCCACUUCAUAGGCGGUCUCAUUCAAGCAAAGUCUGCCAAAGGCUUUUCAGGUGACUAUGCUGCUUCACAUUCUGAGCUUGUUGCUCUUGCAUCCGAGUCUGCAGCCAACAUAAGGACUAUAGCGUCAUUUUGCCAUGAAGAACAUGUAAUCAUGAAAGCAAAGACAUCUCAGGAAAUUCCAAUGAGAAAGUACCGGAAUGAAAGUAUCAAAUACGGGAUCGUUCAAGGCUUCUCCCUUUGCUUGUGGAACAUUGCACAUGCUGUUGCUCUGUGGUAUACAACAAUUCUAGUUGAAAGACGUCAAGCCACCUUUAAAAAUGGAAUACGAGCAUACCAAAUCUUUUCUCUCACUGUUCCCUCUAUCACAGAAUUAUAUACACUCAUCCCAACUGUCAUCUCAGCUAUCAAUGUACUAACCCCAGCAUUCCAAACGCUUGAUCGGAAAACCGAAAUCGAACCAGAUACACAGGAUGAUUCCCAACCGGAGAGGAUCCUAGGAGAAGUUAAAUUUGAACAUGUAAAAUUCAACUACCCUUCAAGACCUGCAGUCACUGUUCUGGACAACUUCAGUUUACAAAUUGAAGCUGGAUCAAAGGUGGCUUUUGUAGGACCAAGUGGUGCAGGAAAAUCCUCUGUUUUGGCCCUUAUACUAAGAUUUUAUGAUCCAGGGGCAGGAAUGGUAUCAAUCGAUGGGAGAGAUAUACGGGGAUAUAAUCUAAGAUGGCUGAGGACUCAAAUAGGGCUAGUACAACAAGAACCACUUCUUUUUAACUGCUCUAUAAGAGACAACAUUUGCUAUGGACACAAUGGGGCUUCUGAAAGUGAAAUAGUGGAGGUUGCCAGAGAAGCAAACAUACAUGAAUUUGUAAGUAAUCUACCAGAUGGAUAUAACACGGUUGUUGGGGAAAAAGGGUGCCAGCUUUCAGGAGGUCAAAAGCAAAGAAUAGCCAUUGCCAGAACCUUGCUAAAGAAGCCUGCAAUUUUACUCCUAGAUGAAGCAACAAGUGCUCUUGAUGCUGAGUCGGAAAGAACUAUUGUGAGCGCUUUAAAAGCAAUAAAUCUCAAGGAGGACAGUGGCUUGUGUUCAAGGACUACCCAGAUUACGGUAGCUCACAGGCUUUCCACAGUAAUAAAUUCGGAUACCAUAAUUGUCAUGGACAAGGGUAAGAUUGUAGAGAUGGGAUCCCACUCAACCCUAAUAACAACUGGGGAAGGACUCUAUUCGAGGUUAUUCAAGCUACAGAGCUUUGAUGAAUCCUCAUCGCAGCGGGAUGUAUCACACCAAGUAUUUGGUUCUCUGCAACUCAAGGAAGAUACUAUCAAUUGUCUUGAGUUUUUCUGUCUCCUCCUCACUGGCAAUACCAGAAUCAACAAAACACAACUGAAAUAAACAGGACCAUCAAUCCUAAUGAUUUAUUGGUGCAACACAAUUAUACAUUUCUGUUGAAAGAAGAAAGACAUGGUAUUGUCGCUUCUUCAAUGUAUGCAUUCCUCUUUUUUAUAGUUUUUGCCAUCCAACUUUGUUCCUAAGUGAUCUUUCAAGAGUAGCCGUACUCUACAUGUUAGAUACUUCAU
Arachis stenosperma is the source of this 4154-nucleotide messenger RNA. RefSeq names its product ABC transporter B family member 19-like. Bases 70 to 3969 code for a protein of 1299 amino acids. Gene Ontology annotation, molecular function: ABC-type transporter activity; ATP binding; ATP hydrolysis activity. The transcript has 11 exons. Gene Ontology annotation, cellular component: membrane. The record is from RefSeq and is a predicted model, not a curated record. NCBI's taxonomy places the organism in Eukaryota, Viridiplantae, Streptophyta, Magnoliopsida, Fabales, Fabaceae. Gene Ontology annotation, biological process: transmembrane transport.